ACAGUGUCUGGCCUGUGAUUGGCUCCACAGCGCCCCGCGCGGCCGACACAAACUUUGUAGGUGGUGUAGUUACUUCCUGUUUGUCCGGAGCAGAUCCUCCGGUGUCCUCUCGGUCCUCCUCUGUUGUCUCGUGUCUCUCUGUCGAACUCAUCUGUCCUUUGUUCCGGCUCGUUUCUGCUCCAUCAGCCGGACCCUCACAGAACCACCGGCUAACGUGAACCCGCACCGGGAGGACCUGUAUCCAGUGUCCGGGACACAGCGCACAGAGCCGGGCUGAGCUCGCAUGAGGAGCCGGUGUUUGUGUGGUUCUCCUCCGGUCCUGAUGGAUUUCACAUAGACUGCUGCUCCUCUCGAACCGCGAAUAAUGCGCCGUCUGGUGCUAAUGCUAAUUAGACUCUCUGCUAAUUAGCUUCGUUGCUAACCAUCUAGUCUAACUAGUCAAAUUAGCUAACGCUGCCUGACCUCCUCGACAUUAUCUCCGCCUCUUAAAGUGCCUGUUUUUUAAAGCUAGUUUGGUUGAAUCAGUCAAAGCUAAAGGUGGCUAGCCUCGGCUAAACUGGGUUUAAAUGUCGUUUGAGUUUUAAAUGUUGAGUUCAGAGGUUUGAGACCAGCUCCUGUGUGGUGUUUAUGACUUGAGUCAGUAAGUUUUUGAAUGUAGUUUGGUUGAUGCAGGCAGAGAGCUGAUCUGGAGUCAGUCUGUAUCUUUAAUGUUCACAGUUUACUUUAGUUUACUUUAGUUUAGUUUUGGACUUUUUCUAGAUGAGGUUUUGAAUGUGAGCUUGUCUGGUUUACAGAGAUGAUCCAUUUCAGGCAGUUUCUGUUUGUAACCGUUCAAUUAUAGUUUAAGUUUGUUUAAGUUGAUUUCAGACCAGGUUUAAGUUUAGACAAGUGAACUGAUCCUGUGUUCAGCCGGGUUAAAACUGACGUCUAGAAGCAGAUAGUCCCUGUUGUAGUCACAUGUCAUUGUUUGGUUGACUUCAGACCAUCUCUGGUGUAAAUCCAGACUAGAUGUAGUCUGUCCUGGUUAACACAGGUGGUGUUGGAUCUGAGGUCUUUGUUGGUGUUUGACAAGUUUGUUCAAGUCUAGACGGGGUUUAGUCCCAGUUUUAGCUCAUGAUGGCAGAGCUCCAACAGACUCCCACCUCACUUUGCUGCUGCCGUAAAUCCCUGCCCGUCUCGGGGGGCCGGUGUGUUGGGGACUCUGGCCGGCCCUCAGCGAGUCCGGGUCCCGGGUCCCCGCGGUGCCCAAUGGUGGAUGUGGCAUCGGCAUCAAACUUCCGCUGCUUCCAGCUCCAACACUUCCAUCUGGACCUGCGGCUGAACUUUGCUGUGAAGGAAAUGAGCGGCUGGUUGGUUCUGGACCUCGUCCCGAUCCAGCCGGGGGUCCAAACCCUGGUUCUGGACUCCCACUCCUCACUCCUUAUCCACUCCAUAGACUCCAAGGUCCCCGGGGUCGGACUGGAGGAGCCUGUGUCCCUGACGUACCGGGUUGACCCGUUCACAGACUACGGCUCCUCACUGAACAUCAGCCUGCCGGCAGCAGCUGUGAAGCCGGGCCAACUGAUCCAGAUCACAGUCCGCUACACCACCACAGAUGGGCCUGCGAUCUGGUGGCUGGACUCAGAGCUGACCUGUGGUCAGUCUCGUCCUCUGGUCUUCACUCAGGGUCACUCGGUGUGUAAUCGCUCCUUCUUCCCCUGCUUCGACACACCGGCUGUGAAGAGCACAUACACGGCGACAGUCAGGGUUCCAGACGGAGUGACGGUUCUGAUGAGUGCAUCUCGGAGCUCGUACUCCAAACAGGACCGGGUCUUUGAGUUCUCCAUGGAGUUUCCUGUUCCGUCCUACCUGGUAGCGUUGGUGGCAGGAGAUCUGCAGCACGUCGAUGUCGGCCCACGGAGUCGGGUGUGGGCGGAGCCAUGUCUGCUGGCGUGUGCGGUGAAGAAGCUCGGGGGCAGCGUGGAGCGCUGGCUGGGCGUGGCUGAGGAACUGUUUGGACCGUACCUGUGGGGCAGGUGUGACAUCGUGUUCCUCCCCCCCUCGUUCCCCAUCGUUGCCAUGGAGAACCCCUGCCUCACCUUCAUCAUCGCCUCCAUCCUGGAGAGCAGCGAGUUCCUGCUGAUCGACGUCAUCCAUGAGAUCGCUCACGGCUGGUUCGGCAACGCUGUCACAAACGCCACCUGGGAGGAGAUGUGGCUGAGUGAAGGCCUCGCCACCUACGCUCAGCGCCGGAUCACCACUGAGGCUUACGGUGAUGCAUUCACCUGUCUGGAAACUGCCGUCCGAUUGGACGCUCUCCAUAGACAGCUGCGUCUCCUUGGAGACAACAACCCUGUGAGCAAACUGCAGGUCAAAUUUGAGCCAGGUGUGAACCCCAGCUGCCUGAUGAACCUGUUCACCUAUGAGAAAGGUUUCUGCUUUGUUGCGUACCUGUCGCAGCUCAGCGGAGACAUCAGACGCUUUGACUGCUUCCUCAGGGAUUAUAUCUCAGAGUUUAAGUUUAAGAGCGUCGUGGCUCAGGACCUCAUCGACUACUUCCUGGGUUACUUCCCCGAGCUGAAGGAUGCUGCUGUCGCCCAGAGAGAGGGUCUGGAGUUUGAGCGCUGGCUGAGUGGUUCUGGUCCUCCUCUGUACGAGCCCGACCUGUCAGCAGGCGGCGCUCUGACGCAGCCUGUUCAGGAUCUGUGUGUUCUGUGGAAGAGCAGCGACGGCCGCGACCUGCACACCGUGUCGACCUUUGACCUCUCAGCCUGGAGCACCUUUCAGAUCGUCCUGUUCCUCGACCGCAUGCUCGACCUGUCGCCUCUCACACACGAUGUGAUGGCGGCUCUGUCUGCUUGUUACUCGUCUCUGUUUGAUGGUCUGAACGCUGAGGUUCAGAUCCGCUGGCUGCAGCUGGUCGUCAGGAACAGUUUCUAUCCUGAACUGCCGCGAGUACGAGCCUUCCUCCACAAACACACCUCCAGGAUGUACACCGUGCCGCUGUACGACGACCUGGUUUCUGGGGUGAUGAAGUGUGUUGCUGUGGAGAUUUUUAACCAGACUCAGCGCCGCCUGCAUCCAAACCUCAGACGGACGUUACAGCAGAUCCUAUUCCAGACCAGCACUGCCCCGCCCAAUCAGAACGGGCCCGCUGUGUCCAUCGUACCCCCCUCCCCGUCCCCACAGCUGCAGCCCGCCGCCGCAGCAACUGCCUCCACCGCUGCCAAGACGACGGCUGCCAUCGCUUUACGGGAUGUCAAUGUCUCCGCAUGAAGUCCACCUGUCCUGUCACCUGCUGGAGGCUGCGAUUGGUGGCAGGAAGUCAGACUGAUGAUGUAAGCUGUUGCCAUGGUGACACAAAGUUUGAUCACUGAAGAAAUAAACUCCGACAGGAAGUCCACUCCAGAGAUUUGUCUAGUCCGACUCGUGGAGGAGGAGUUGGGGCUGUUUCUGAUGGGGUGUGUGAUCAGUCAUUGGUCAGUCAUUGAUUAGUCAUGUGACGACCUGCAGCUCACUGGACUGCUAACCCUAACCCUGAUUGGCCGAGUGUCCCAGCAUCUGUUCAGAGUUUAAAGAUUGAUGUUUUUAUUCUUCUGUGCAAUUUAUCUGAUGACUUGAAAUAAGAUGUGGAGUUUUGUUGAUUCUGAUCUGUUUCUGUUUUCUUGCUUGGUCGUAUUGAUGAUUGAUCGUGUUGAUGAUUGACAGCUCAGAGGCUCAUUUCUGCCAAGAAACAGAAAACAGAAGCAUCAGAGUCGCUGAUGAAUCAGAAAUUCUGAAUUCAUCAUCAGAAAGUUUGUGAAUAUGUUUAGUGGACUGAUGAGUCAGCAUUUUGUUUCCGCUUCAGUGAUGCCUCAACAACAUGGAUGCUUUUAUUCUGAAGGUUAGUGCAGGAAACGUUUGAGUGAGUUAGUCUGAUAGAAGUGCUGAUCCCCCUGAGGUGAGCCGGCUCAGGUGAGCCGGCCCAGGUGAGCCGGCCCAGGUGAGCCGGCCCAGGUGUCGGUCUUCAUGUUCACUGACUAUAAUUAGAAUGACUCUGAUUUGAAUCUUUUGUCAUCACCGGCUCUGUCGCAGAACUGAGCCUCUGAACAGAACUCGUGUGAUUAUUUUACUUCCACCUUCAGGCUCUCACACCUGCUACACAUCUGUGGGUCAGGUGUGUGCGAUGUGUUCACUGUCAGCUCGUCAAACAAACUGCUGCUUUAAUAACUGAUUAACAUGUAGCUGAACUGAACAAGACUCCUCGUUAACUCUACCUCCUGAUUCUAACAAACCUGUAGACGACGGCUCGGACCGCACGCUCCGCCGGGUCCGAGUCACCUGACAAAGAAAGAAACCAGCGUCUUCACCUGAGUGGCCUUAGUGCUGCGUUCACUGCAGCUGGGAACUGAGAGGUUUCAGUUCGGCUUUGUCUUCAUCCCUUUAAUGACUGUUUGAUCUCCAAUCAGCAGCAAUAAUAAAGAAUUCAGACAGAAACUGAAGAUCACUUAGAACAGCUGACAGACAGGAAGUGAAGCCCCAGGAGAAACUGUCCUCAGUCUGUGAUCAGCCACACACGCUUUUAUUUUGUUAAAGCUGCCCUGCUCACACUGUCUGCUGGUGAACUGAAUCAUUGAUCCUGAUCACCACGUGAUGUCACACUGAUGAGUCUUCGAUCAGCUAAUAUUAUUUCUGUUUUUGGAACAAUAAAGAUUUGAAGCUGGGACAUCUGACGGCUCCCAGCUGUCAGUGAACGCCUCUUCACAGAAAGUUUGUAAUGAAUGUUUGACUACAAAUAAAAACUUGAAAUUACA
Messenger RNA from Acanthopagrus latus (yellowfin seabream), 4772 nucleotides. RefSeq names its product arginyl aminopeptidase like 1 (gene rnpepl1). The record is from RefSeq and is a predicted model, not a curated record. The transcript has 11 exons. Lineage: Eukaryota; Metazoa; Chordata; Actinopteri; Spariformes; Sparidae. The coding region runs from base 1114 to 3255 and encodes 713 amino acids. Gene Ontology annotation, biological process: proteolysis. Gene Ontology annotation, molecular function: zinc ion binding; metalloaminopeptidase activity.